Molecule: messenger RNA, 639 nt
Organism: Penicillium daleae
Lineage: Eukaryota; Fungi; Ascomycota; Eurotiomycetes; Eurotiales; Aspergillaceae
Product: WSC domain-containing protein
Exons: 2
Coding region: 1-639 (212 amino acids)
Source: RefSeq, a predicted model, not a curated record
AUGCGCACACAGCACAUCCUCGCUACUCUCGCCCUUGCGCUGCCAGCCUUCGUGAGCGCAUCCUCCGCCUACACCAAGCUUGGCUGCUAUUCCGAUGUCCCCGAUCUAAAGGGCGACUCCACCAACAGCUACCAGGCCUAUGGCGCAUGCCUGAACUCGUGCUCCAAGGGUGGAUACAAGAUUGCCGUCCUGAGCAAGGGCAACCACUGCGCCUGCAGUAAUGCCGUGCCACCAGACUCGGCCAAGGUCAGCGAUGAUAAGUGCAACACGGCCUGUCCCGGAUAUCCCACGGACUAUUGUGGCGGCGACGACGUCUACAUGGUCCUCAGUACCGGCCAAUAUGUCGUCUCCGAGUCUGAUGGCGGCGCAGCGACGACACCAACCGCUGCCACCGCUGCGGGUGGUAUCAUUGUUGCUGCGACAAACGUUAACCCCACCACCGUCCCGACGAGUAUCCUGACGGCACCGGGUGCCAUGAUCACGAAGGCUGGUGUCAGCGGCGAAGCAUCUAGCUCUGCAGCUGCCACGGCCGCUAGCUCCAGCGCCUCGGCCUCACCUACUAGCAACGCUGCUGUCUCUCUGCGCGGCGGGUCAUCGAUGGCUGGAUUGCUAGUUGCUGGUCUGGGUCUGCUCCUGUAA